ACCAGAAAAGAGGAGAAAGCGUUCCAGCGGUGAGGUGCUGUUCUGCUAGGAGAACGUCAGCAAGGGAUCGCGUCGCGACUCCAACCCAAGCACGAGCGCCGCUCCGCGCCUUGGCUCUUCUUUCUGGAAUCUCCACCGACACAAAAUGAUGCGAGGCUGCAUUCCUCAAGGCAAUCACAUAAUUUCUUUCAGCGGCCCCAAACGAGUUUAGGGUUGAUGCCUCCCCGAAGGACAACCAGGUUUCAUCUGGGCUUUAUACUUUUGUGCUGCCCUGAAACGAUGUGAUUGUCUUGAAUAAAGAUUGAUACUGUACGGCCUCUGGUAAUAAGAGUGUAGGUGACAGCUGAACGUGCUGUGAGGAUGGUCAGCUUGUUGUGAGAGGCGUUUUAUAUAACUCUAAUACACCUCACAAGGGUGGUGCGUUUGUCAUUUCCUGACAAUUCUCGGCUUGGCAACUGGUCUCCGCCGCCUCCACUCGCAGCAGUACUCGCCUCAAACCGCCAUCGCGAGCUGCAAAUCACGAAAGUCGCGGGCUCGUGGGCUCGUGGGAUUCCUGUGGGAUCGUGGGCUCACUUCCCGCAAUCCAUCGCAACAAUUUCGCCAUUCCCCUGCUUCGUCCUCCUCUCCUCCUCACAUACCUCCGACGCCAGUCAAGGUGCUUCGCGAAUCGAGUCGCAAGUCCGAUUCUGUUAAGCCCUCGCGGAUGAAUAAAGCCAUCGCGGAUGAAUAAAGCCCUCGCGGAUUAAUAAAAUCCUCGCGGAUUAAUAGAGCCGUCAAAAAUCGCCAGUCGCGGAUUGAUGACCUCGUAUAGCGCCACGCCCAUCCAGCCGCCUUCGCGACGAACCCCUCGGCGAUGGCUGCUCGCUGGCCUCCUCCUCCUGCUCCCCGCCUCGCUCCUCCUCCUCUCGCACUACGUCCAGCUCCUGCACUCCCCCUCCGCGUCUCUCGCUCGCCAAUCAAGUCUGCUUCCCUCUCAACUACUCUCCCAUGUUGACACGCCUUUUGAGGCGUCUCAAAACUCAACCCCGCUCGCCUCUCCCCUACUGCUAGGCUCCCGUGCUGAGACGCCUCAAAAUCCGUCCCUCUCGCUUCCCGCUCUAACCGCCGCGAAUUCCGCUUCUGAAGCGUCUCUCGAGCAUCCGUCGUCUAUCCUCCGGCUUCUUAAGUCGGAGUUAGGAAAAGCGGAUCGAGACACGUCAGCAGGGAGGGACGGUCGGGAGAGGCAUACUGGACAGGAGUAUGGAGGAGAGGGGAGCGACGAAGGUGAGGAGGAGGUGGAUAGAAGGGAGGGGGAGAUGGGGCUUGGUGAUGACAGUGAAACCAGCGUCGGGGGAGACUUGGAGGGGAGUGGAAUAGGGAGAAGUGAAGUUGAGGAAAGGGUGGAUAUUGCUAUUGAGAACCAGCAGCAGCAGGAGGAAGUGGGUCAGCAGCCACAGCAGCAGCAGCACCACCAGCAGCAGCAGGAGGAGGAGGAGGAGGAGGAGGAAGAGGGUCAGCAGCAGCCACAGCAGCAGCAGCAGCAUGAAGCCCAGCACACGCCUGAUCCAGCACCCUACUUCCAUCCGCCCAAUCCCGCAACCUCAACUCCCAUUUCCACCACUUCUCCUACCCCUGGCCUCCACCCCCUCGAUCCCCCCACCGCUCCCCCGAAGCUGACGUGGCACCCGCAUCCCAACCGCUACCUGCUGGCAGUGUGCGUGCGCGGGCAAGUCAACAACCGCAUUGGCUGCCUCUACCGCCACCUCAUCCUCGCGGCUCUCCUCAACCGCACCCUCCUGGUCCCCGCGCGCCUCCCCUCCACCACCCCGCAGCUCUGCAAGCGCGGGGCGUCUGGCCGCGCCUGCCCUUCUUACUCCCUCCCUCUCAUCUGGGACCUGGAGCACACGCGCAGGUGCCUGGGGAACGCGUCUGUGAUCAGAUCGGACGAGUUUGCCGCCCGGUUCGGCCGCCCGGUGGAGGUGGGCCACAUGCGGUGCUGGCACGGGCCCGAGGGGCUGUGCCGCCCGACGUAUUCGAUAGUGAAGAAGAACUGCCUGGUGAAUACUGCGCUGAGCGCCAUUGCAGCAAGGCUGAGGAAGCGGUUUGAGGGGCAGCAGGUGGCCAGUGAUGUGGUCCACGCCAUGCUGCUCAAUGGGUCGUCGUUGGGCCUGGCGUCAGAUGGGUCAUCCGAUGGGUUGUCCGAUGGGUUGUCCGAUGGGUUGUCCGAUGGGUCAUCCGAUGGGUCAUCCGAUGGGUCAUCCGAUGGGUCAUCCGAUGGGUCAUCCGAUGGGUCAUCCGAUGGGUCAUCCGAUGGGUCAUCCGAUGGGUCGUCGCUGGCGUCAGGUGGGUCGUCCCUGUCAUCCGCCACCCCAGAUGGCUCGACCUCGUCGUCCGUGUUUCCUGUGCCAACAACACUGGGGGACCAGGUUCUGCAGCUGAGAGGGAAAUCGCUGAAUUUCCCUUCCUCCUCCUCCUCCUCCUCGUCUGUCCCCCCCUCUGCCCCCUCCGCCCCCUCCUCCGCUCUCCCCAUCCGCCCUGUGCCCAUCGACCCCAUCCGCAUGAUCCUCCUCCACCAGCCAGGCAUCGUCUCCAUCCCCCCCUCUGCCACCGCCUCCGCGCUCUGCCUCCCGCGCUUCGUGCACGUGAGGGACGUGCUGAGGGCGUACGCGCCUCUGGGGGAGUCGGUGCCUGUGCUGGCCGUGGGGGACCUGGUGGGCACGGCGGUGCUGGGACUGCCGCACCGGUACUCGCUGCUGCAGCGGGCGGCAAAGAGGUGGGAGGAGACAGGUCAGAGGCAGCAGGGGGGGCAGCGGGAGGGGCAGCAGGAGGGGCUGCAGAGUGAGGUGGGAGGAGGGGAGGGUGGGGGAAUGGAUGGGCGACAGGGUCAGGCAGUAGGGGAGACAGAAGACCAGGCAGAGGAUCAGGUGGAUGGGAGGAACCCCUGGCUGGAUAAGGAUUUCGUGCGACCGCCGGGUGGGCGGUGGCUGGGGAGCUCUGGCAGCGGCGGGCUCCGGGAUUGGUUGAGUAUUUUUCAGUUCCUGCCCGGGUGUCAAAACACAGCCACCAUCAUUCCGCCCCCGGGAAUUUUCCAGCGCGCUCAAGCCAUCAUUCGGUCCCUGUUUGGGGCUGAGAGGGUGGAGAUGGGUACAGGUACCUUCCGAACAGUAGGUGCAGCCAAUAGUAGCACUGGUGCAGGUGAUACGUCCGGCGAUCCAGCUGCAGGUGUCUCUGGUGGAGAAGGAUAUGGUGCAGGUUUAUCUGGUGGGGGCGGGGCAGGAGUGGUGGGAGCACCGACUGACAUGUACCUGCCUGGGUGGACUGACCUGCCAGCGUUUCUGGCGGUGCAUUGGCGGCGGGGCGACUUCCUAGAGUUCUGCGCUCGCUCGGGCCCACCGGGGUUUUGCUUCUACUCGCCCGUGCAGGCUGCGCAGUGCUGUGCUGACGUGGCACAACGCAACGGGCUCAGGAAUGUCUACGUGGCGACGGAUGCUGAUGAACAAGAGUUUCAGGAGUUUCGAGAGACACUGGGGCCACAGUACACUGUGGCACGGCUCCCCUCUUCCCCAUCCCCUUUAUUACCGGACCCACACCUGGACCCUCUGUUGCGCUAUCGGCAAGGGACCUUCGUCAACGAUGCAGCAAGCCUGUUGUACACCAUCCUUGACAAGAUUAUUUGUGUUUAUUCUACGGUUUUUUUAGCCACACCGUCGUCUACACUUUCCAACGACGUUGCUCGGAUAAGGGAGGGGCUUGGCAUACCUGCAGCAAUGGCAGCAGCUGCAGCUGUUGGAGCGGAGGAGGAAGCUGUAGGGGGUGGAGGGGAUGUGAGAACUGGGGUUGAUUUUGGGGAGAGCACAGGAGUGGAAGAGGGAAGGGAUGGUGCCCUGUGUGAGGGGCAGAAAGAGUGGCAUCCUAUGGAUGGAUUGCCUAAAAAUCUACAACAGUUGAAAGCCUUGAGGAUAUUGUCAAAUGACAAGGGAGAGUGGUAAAGCAAGCUGUAAUUUGUAUGACCUUUUAGUCCCUAGUCAUGGUAUAUGUUGCUUUAGUAAUCCCACCUUGAGC
Molecule: messenger RNA, 4041 nt
Organism: Closterium sp. NIES-67
Lineage: Eukaryota; Viridiplantae; Streptophyta; Zygnematophyceae; Desmidiales; Closteriaceae
Source: the annotation of a GenBank genome assembly